CAUCACUCAUGAACAAGAUCUCUAGCUGGUAGAGAGAGAGAACAAGAGGACUGUUCUGUGGAUGAAAUGAGGAUACAGGUCAUCUUUGGGAUCCUGUGGAUGUUCAUAGGAGGUGCCACAGGUUUGCUGUUUCACGAUCCUGUUGUCUGUAGAUUUACAGAGACUAAUCAGUGUUAUGUAGCUCUGGGACAACGAUUGCACCUGCAAAUGGUUGAGGAGGAUGUGUUUUACCUAAUACUGAGCAGCAAUACAUCUACCAAUCAUUUCAUUUUAAAAUAUACAAAAACCAAGCUUGACCAACCAAAACCAAAUUCCCCAAGAUGGCAGUUUGUUAAUGAUAAUAAAACUAUGAUACUAAGCAGUGCAGAGCGGAAUGACUCUGGAACAUACCUUUUAGCCAUCAAUGAUGCAGACGGGAAUAUUAAAAAACAUUAUAAACUCCAGCUGAACAUUGAAGCUGAGGUGUCCUCAGUGAAAGUGUCAUACAGCUGCUUGUCCCAUGGGAUCAGGAAAGUGUACUGUUCUGCUGAUGGAGACAACCUCCGCUUCCACGGGACUUCUGAUUUAAACCUAGUUUCUCAACUAGAGGAUGGGAUCAGCACUUUCCUGCUGGAACAAAGCCAUGGAAAUGUCACCUGCUACGUAGAAAAUCAUGUCAGUAGCGAACAAAAUUCCACUGAACUCCACCCAUGUCUCAUGACCAGCUUCACACAGUCUAAUACUGGUUUCAUGGUGUUCUUGUCUGUGUGGCUCUUUGAAGUCAUCAUCCUACUGUCGCUGUUAGUGGGAGCAUUUUAUAUCUACACCAGAAUCUACAGGAAACAGAGAAUAACUGAUAGAAAUGAUGAGGAAGCUCUAUAAACCUGGAUUAGGAACAGAAGAAGCAGUUCAUGGUUUCUUUCCUCUAUGCCAGUCAUCAUUACUCCCCAUCUCAUUCAGACCAUAAUAACGGACAAUUUACAAAGAACACAAAUUCUUUUAAACCACAUUUGGGUUUUGCUCGUUCAAAACUAAAACAGCCUUAUGAUUCCUGCAGAUUCAUUGGCCUUGUUUCUGUCAAAGUUUAUUUUUAAUAUUCUAAAACAAUGCACUGAUUUAAUGCUGUUGUUACAAUCACACCAACAAUGCUUUGUGGAAAUUAUUUUAAAAUAUGUAAUAUAUGUCAGAUUUGGAAAAGAACGUGUUGCAUUUUUUACCUGAAACAAUCAUGGACCAGUUAACUGUGUCUUAAUAAUAAUAAUAAUAAUUAACAUUAGGGCCAGGUACAAAGAAUAAUCUAAAGUGCAGGGAUUGGUGAGAGCACAGACAACAAUCCACCCAGCUGAGAAAGUAGUAUAGGCAUUUGCCUGAGCAUUUGGUGUACAAGAGGGUCAGGGCCUUUUCAAUACAAAUACCUGGCUCUUGAAGUACAGCUGAGACAAGAUUGAGUAGAGGAACAUAAAAGGAAAAAGAGAUCCAGGAAACACGGAUUUAGGUUUUGUUGACUACAUUUUGAUUUUAUUUUUUUUUUGUGAAUCCAACUGUCCUUUUACCUGUAACAUUGCACGUAGGGUUUGAGUAUACACCGGUCAGAGCAGGAAAGGUCUUCUUUCAUUGUGGAGACAGAUCAUUCAGAAUAAGAAGCUGAGAAGGAGGGCCAAGAUGCUGUGAAUGAGGGCUGCACUUAAAAACAGAUGGGAUGAAAGUGGAUUUGUAUGAAGACAGAUAUUGAGGAACACCUACUGAACAUUUUUCUCUUCUAUUGCUGAAAGAAUCACCUAUGACAUCUAUGUAAACAUGAUUGUUAAUCAACAAAAGCCUGGAAGACAAAAAAGGGCGUUAACUAAACCAUAAGGCAUAACUAGAUAUUCACAUUGAGCGUUAUAUUAAAAAUAGACACAUUAUAAAUGUGUGAUGUAAUAAAAACCAUGGCUUUAAGGCUCUAAGCACUAAGAUCAGUGGGAAUUUCAUUGUGAGAGAAUUUAGACCCAGUAAUAUAAGUCAGGGCAGAUUCUGGGGAAGUGAACCCAAGUUAUAGGGCUUCUUUUAUGUACUCCUCCUUAUGUAGACAUGAUCAUACAUGGCAUGUAAAAGUCAUUCAAAUUGUGAAAUCUAUGACGGGACAAAUUCUGCGGAAUUGAACAUGCUGAUAUACCUAACUUUUAGAGCCAAUCACAAACUAAUGAGCACUAGGCUACCGACGUUCCCUCCUGUGGUGCCCUUUAUACCGUUCUUUUUGGUUAUGGUAGAUUUUUUUGGCUGGAUACUUUUUAAUUUACCAAAAUUAAAAUGGAG
Pangasianodon hypophthalmus (striped catfish) is the source of this 2274-nucleotide messenger RNA. RefSeq lists its product as uncharacterized. The coding region runs from base 67 to 861 and encodes 264 amino acids. The record is from RefSeq and is a predicted model, not a curated record. NCBI's taxonomy places the organism in Eukaryota, Metazoa, Chordata, Actinopteri, Siluriformes, Pangasiidae. The transcript is spliced from 6 exons.